Molecule: messenger RNA, 627 nt
Organism: Penicillium argentinense
Lineage: Eukaryota; Fungi; Ascomycota; Eurotiomycetes; Eurotiales; Aspergillaceae
Product: nitroreductase family protein
Exons: 3
Coding region: 1-627 (208 amino acids)
Biological process (GO): cellular response to oxidative stress
Source: RefSeq, a predicted model, not a curated record
AUGUCUACCGAAGGCCUUAUCCAAGCUGCGCAGAACCGCCGCACCAUCUACAAGCUCGGCAAGAACAGCCCCGUCUCCGACUCCAAGGUCGAGGAGCUCAUCAAUGCCGCCAUCUUGAAUGUCCCUAGCUCCUUCAACACCCAGUCCACCCGUCUGGUUGUGCUGCUGCACGAGGAGCACGAGCGCCUUUGGGAUCUUGCCGCCGAGGCUUUCGCUCCCCUAGUCCAGUCUGGUGCUGUUCCUGAGGAGACCUUCAAGAACCAAACUCUGCCCAAGCUUCAGGGCUUCAAGGCUGCUGCCGGAACUAUCCUCUUCUACGAGGACCCCACCCACAUCAAGUCCUUCCAGGAGAAGUUCGCCGCUUUCGCCGACAAGUUCGAGCCCUGGGCUGAUCACUCCAAUGCCAUGCACCAGUACUUCCUCUGGACUGCUCUCGAGUCUGUUGGCUUUGGUGCCAACCUGCAGCACUACAACCCGCUCCUGGACGCCUCUGUUGCUAAACAGUGGAACCUUCCCACCGACUGGCGCCUCGUCGCCCAGCUUGUCUUUGGUAGCCCUGAGGCUCCAGCUGGCGAGAAGACCCAGAAGCCCAUCGAAGAGCGGGUCAAGAUCUUCGGCAAGCAGUAA